AUGAACCAGAGAGCAUUGACCUGCUGAGUGGACUAAAGAUGGGGGAGCAAGGUGGUUGGCAGGAGGCUAACAGAGGAGACUGGGUGGCCAUCUUGGAUUCCCAGACCCAGACGGGUGCAGCCAUGGGCUCACGGGACAACAUCACGGAGCAGGCCAGGACCAGACACGACAUAGUGGAGGUCAGUGGAUGGGACAUCGACCUCAACUCUGGGCUGGGGAACAACACUGUUAACCACAAACAGACAGUGGAACACAAAACAACAUCUGAAUUUAGUCUCCAUGACAACAGAAUGGCUGAGACCAGGGUGAGGCGUAGAUUUGGUCUGCAGGGGCGAGGAGUUGUCUUUAUGGGAACAGCCACAGACUCGGCUAGCAAUGCUCCAUCCUGCUCCUAUAGUUGUGAUUCAGACAGACUGGUGGGGCCUCAGGUUAACCCACUAACAGAUGCUGCCUUCAGCCUGCCUUCUAUAGGAUCUAUCAACUGGAACAUGGUCCCUGCAACAACACAGACACGCCCUGGCCUUCAUCCUCCUCACACUCUCCUAAUGUCAAACCAAACCUCAGACAAUGCCAGUGCCUCAACACUAAAUAGCUACACAAGCUCAUUGACAAAUGACAGUAAUAGUGAUGCUAUCAGUAGAUCUGGUGGCAAAGAGAAGCGCUUCCCGUGUUCAUUCUGUGGGAAAGCCUUCAGUUUCCGCAAACAGGUGGAGAUCCACAAGAGGAUGCACACAGGGGAGAAACCUUUCGGCUGCCAACUGUGCCGGGCCAGUUUUUCACAAUCAUCCAGCCUGAAGAGGCACCAGAGGGUCCACACAGGGGAGAAACCCUUCAGCUGUACCCAGUGUGAGAAGAGGUUCUCCCACCAGCACCAUCUGAAGGUGCACCUGAAGAUCCACACGGAGGAGAGGCCAUUUGCCUGUACGCACUGCGGGAAGAGGUUCUCAGAGAGGAGAUACCUCAGGAUACACCAGCAGCAAAUGCACUCAGCCCAUGUAUAGAGUAUAGUGACAUGUGAUGUAGUACUAGUUUGUCUGUAGUUAAUUCUGUUGGUUUUGGAUGUAGUAGGGAGCUGGAUGAGGUGAACUGAGGAAAGAAUGAGUAUGAUGAGACAGAGUAGAUAUGCUGGUGGUUGGUGUGAUGGUGUCUGUAAAAAUGUUUCACUGAUUAAGACUACCAACUUUUUUCCAGUUGUUUGAUGAUAAUGUUUUAUAAUGAGAAAAUUAUUGGGCCCUAAGUUUACUUGACAUGAAGUCGUGAAGCUGUGUGUAAUGUUGAACCUUUUCCAAAGUAUUCUAAAAUUCAUUUUAACAAAACAAGGGUACCAGAUUUACAGAAAAGGUCGUGUUACCAUAGUGAGAAAAGUUAUUGUACAUGUCACGUAUCGUUUUGUACAAUAAAAGUACUGUACUUCAA
Oncorhynchus tshawytscha (Chinook salmon) is the source of this 1416-nucleotide messenger RNA. Its product is annotated as oocyte zinc finger protein XlCOF8.4-like. The transcript is spliced from 2 exons. Gene Ontology annotation, biological process: regulation of transcription by RNA polymerase II. The record is from RefSeq and is a predicted model, not a curated record. NCBI's taxonomy places the organism in Eukaryota, Metazoa, Chordata, Actinopteri, Salmoniformes, Salmonidae. Gene Ontology annotation, molecular function: DNA-binding transcription factor activity, RNA polymerase II-specific; RNA polymerase II transcription regulatory region sequence-specific DNA binding. The coding region runs from base 39 to 1001 and encodes 320 amino acids. Gene Ontology annotation, cellular component: nucleus.